This is a messenger RNA of Protopterus annectens (West African lungfish), 2021 nucleotides long. RefSeq lists its product as uncharacterized. The transcript is spliced from 3 exons. Gene Ontology annotation, molecular function: zinc ion binding. The coding region runs from base 295 to 1887 and encodes 530 amino acids. Lineage: Eukaryota; Metazoa; Chordata; Ceratodontiformes; Protopteridae. The record is from RefSeq and is a predicted model, not a curated record.
GCUGAAGAGGAAGGCAAAAUGAGAGAAAAUUAAGAAAAAAGAAGUGUGCAUAGUAUGGGGAGCCCAAGAUGAGGGGAAGACUGGAGGGUAUGUGCGUAUAUGGGGGGCUCUGAAACAGGAGGUCUAUGGUGCCAUUUCACCCAAGUCCAGACCUGUAUAUAAAGUUGCUGCAAUGUAUCAUUGUUGCAACUAAAUGCCAGUAACUGUAAAUAUCCAUUUGUGAGAUGGUCCAACAUAGUGUGGUACACUGGCCUGUUGCAAUAUAAGAGUAUUGUAGCUACAGUGCCCCAGAACAUGGGUGACUGUCUCAGAAACAAAUCUUUCUCAUCCUGGGAAGAUUUUUGUACUUACUUCGAAAGCUGGUGUGAGAAGAACAAAGCCUUGUUUUAUGUACAGUAUGGCCGUUCCAUCUACAAAUGUAGGACAUUUGAUACCCAGUAUAGUCAUGAAGUUGCAGAGACAUUCAAGUAUAGCAGGGUUCGCUUGGUCUGUAAAGAAUACAGAGCUGAUGGAAGCUUUGUGCAACUUCCCUGGGGGGGAUACAAACCUCAUUGUUCUGCUACCAUUACUUUGAAGCUGAGUCCAUUGAAGGACAGACUAAUUGUUUCUGAAUGUCUUCUUGAGCAUAACCACAUACUGUGUCCCAUCGAAUUUUCAUACUAUUUUAAGAAGGGUCAUCUCUUUGCCAACUCCUGCCUACCAGUCCGUACUGCAAACACAGUGUCGAAACAGUUUAUAACCAUUCAGGAAGUGAAAAGGCUAUUGAGGUACUGCAAAACUCCAGAUUAUGGUGUACAGGAUGUCUUGAAGGAAAUGGAAGAAAUGUUUAGCUUUGAUCCAGGAGCAAAGGUCAAACUAGUAUUUGUGGAGCACCAUGUUAUAAUGAAAUGUGUCUUUUUCAUUACUUCACACAUGAAGAGCUUGAUUGAAAGAUUCCCAGAGACUCUGUACUGUGAUAAGCAACCCCUUGGUGAUGACUUUGACUUGCAUACUAUCCUUUGUGAAGAUUCUAAUGGCAGAGGUAGAGUGUGCGUAUACUGUUUGGCAAAGACAGGGACACCUGAUCUACUCCGUUUUAUUCUUGUUUCUCUUAUCCAGAGUAUACCAGAUAUCAAGUUUAAAGUAUACUGUGUGUUUGUUGGACCUGAGACAGAUGAAAUUGAUGUAAUUAGGGAUGUACUGCCAGUAGCUAAAGUUCACAUUUAUAGAACUCAACUUCUAGAGAUGUUGUACAAGAAAGCUGCAGAUAUGGAAGGAUGUUUGAAAGAUGAUACAUGGGAAUUACUGUGCAGACUUGCUAAUUCUUGUUCAGUAGCGUCUUAUGUUAAAUGUUUAAGUGACUUGAGUAUAGUUUUUAAAAACGAAUUUGUUCAGUACCUUAAAAAGGUAUGGCACCCUAGAAAGGAGAUGUGGGUAGAGUGUUGGGCCUUUGAACAAAACAAAGGCAAUGCCUUCAUCAGGUUUGUAAGAUCUCAUCAGCAGAAGGUUAUUGCACAGCUUAGCUCUUCGCUUGCACUUGCUGACUACAUUCAUGGUCUUCGCAGUCUCCAGACACUGAACAUUGAGGUGGCCGAAUUGAAUGAGGAAGAACUUUGUGCACUUUACCAAGAUGUCUGCUCUUCUGAUCAUGCUAGCAUUAUUAGAGAGGAAAUUAGUCUUACAAAGAAUGGACACUACAGCCUACAAGAAGCAUCAGUGUUCCUGCUCAGUGAUGGAGUCACAGAGUUCACCAUUAACAAAACACAAACUUUGUGCAGUUGUAAAAUUUUUACUUCAACACUUCUUCCUUGUCGCCACUUAUUUGUUGUUCGCCUGUGGAGUGGUGAGCCGCUCUUUGACAGACAACUUCUAUUGGUCCAGCAAUUUAAUAGCAAUUCUUCUGACUGAUUAUGUCCUAGAAUUUUUGUUAUUGCUUACAUCUUUACACAGUUGCUGUAUUUUUGAGUCAUCUGGAUUAUCAAGGGGUCAUCAUGUAAGAUGGCAAUUAUUAACUUAAUUAAAAAAAAAUCCCCAGAAUGAAA